Messenger RNA from Solea solea (common sole), 1097 nucleotides. RefSeq lists its product as uncharacterized. The coding region runs from base 81 to 695 and encodes 204 amino acids. Gene Ontology annotation, cellular component: membrane. The record is from RefSeq and is a predicted model, not a curated record. Lineage: Eukaryota; Metazoa; Chordata; Actinopteri; Pleuronectiformes; Soleidae. Gene Ontology annotation, biological process: adaptive immune response. The transcript has 4 exons. Gene Ontology annotation, molecular function: signaling receptor activity.
GUUGGGGGAGAACAGACACACAUUUCCGUCAGAGGAGUCACAACUCCUGUAAACUUUGCGUCACAGCCAUCACAGCCAUCAUGUCUGCUGUCGGGCUACAGCUCACAAUCAUCCUCUGUGUCUCCUGCACAGUUCUGAGUGACCCAGGCGGGAGCGGAGUGGUGUGGAAAAAAGCUGGGGAAGCCAUCACUAUUCAGUGCACGACCUCUGAAGAGGAAGAGUUCAUGACCUUGAAUAAGGGUCUACUUGAGGAGGUUCAGGUUAUUCAUACAGAAUUUAAACCGGAAGGGAACGUAAUCACUGCAGCAUUCAGUGGCAGACUCCAGGUCAAAACAAAAGUUUGCAACGUGGACAUUCUAAUCAAAAACUUGACAACCGAGGACACGGGGCCCUAUUGGUGUGUCUACAAAAAGUUUAACUCGAAGGACGGGAAGGUGAUCGCGACGAAAGGCAAAGGAUCCGUCCUCCUGGUGGUGACAGCAAAUGGAAACCAGGUGGACCCGGUGUGUGAACGAAAUGAUGACAAGCUGAUCCAGGUGUUUAUUGUGAUCGCUGCUGCCGUGCUGAUCAGCCUCAUCAUAGGCGCUCUCAUAUGGAUGUUCUUCAAGAUCAAGACUUUGCGCACAACAGUGAAACCGAGACGUGUCACGACCAGUGAUGUUUACGAGGACAUGCGAGGCACACUCAGACGCUGAAGACAUCACACGCCUGCAAGCAACCGACCCUGAAACCCCACAAGCUCUGCACCAGCGAGGUACAGGUGAUGCAUGUGAAGCAAUGCUGCAACAUCAGCAUGUUCUCUGAGGCGCUGCCACGUCUCGUCAGGCCUUGUGUUGGUAUCAGAUUGUUAGUCAGUGAAAGGUCGGUAAAGUGCCUAAUCUGCAAGAAAUGUGGGGAAACACUGUAUAUAAGUGGUUUGGCUCUUUGUAUUAAAAAAACACAAAUUGGACACCACAGUUUAAUACAAUAUGUAUUUGUAAUGUAAAUAAAUGUUUAUUUUCAGUGUUUAUGUAGUCAUUGCAGAUAGUUUAUUGCAUUGUUCUCUUGAAUGCCAUGUACUGUAAUGAUAAUAUUAAUUUGCAAUGUACAUAAUAUGA